AUGGCAAGAACAUAGCUAGGUCCAGAUCAGGUUGCUGCGUAGUACAAUGAGGAAGUCCGAGCCAUCUGGAAAAAACAAGCAGCUUAGAAAGGGUUUGUGGUCACCGGAAGAAGAUGACAAGCUCAUGAGGUACAUGCGCAACAAUGGACGAGGUUGUUGGAGUGAUGUGGCCAGGAAUGCUGGCUUGCAAAGGUGUGGCAAAAGUUGUCGCCUUCGAUGGAUCAAUUAUUUGAGGCCUGACCUUAAACGAGGCGCUUUCUCACCCCAAGAGCAACAACUCAUCAUCCAUUUGCACUCCCUUCUUGGCAACAGAUGGUCCCAAAUAGCGGCACGCUUACCAGGACGAACAGACAAUGAAAUCAAGAACUUUUGGAACUCCGCAAUGAAAAAAAGACUCAAGAAUUCUUUGGGCGCGAAAGACUUCAACAUGGGAGGGCUUGUUUCUGCUCAAUAUCAACAUAGCUUUAAUGUGCCUAUGUUCAACUCGUCUCCAUCUUCAUCAACAGUUGACAGGAUUCCUGAGCGAAGAUUGCAGUGUGCAUCAGGUGGAUUACUCUCAGGAAGUCAGGUGGUUGAGGGGGUAGACAUUGGAAUAUCAGAAGGGGAUCAGUUGUUUGGUACUCUAGAGGCCACUGCCAACCUCAAAGGGGAGAGCACGUGCCACGCACACACCACCAAUGCUUACUUUGAAGACGUAAACGGUAGUAUGGCUGAUCACUGUGACAGAGCUGAGGCGGAGAAUUCAUUUGAACUAGAGUUAAUCACGGGCAUGGAAGAGUGGAAUCUUGAGGAUAUCAUGAAGGAUAUUCCAUCUUCUUCCUUCCUUGAUUUUUACCCCGGCUUUUUUUAACCACCUCCAGCCAUAUAUGUAUAUAUAUCUGUGUGCCUGUGUGUGCCCAUCUACUUGAACCUCUUGUGAUAUCUGAAACUUUUCCGCACAUAUGUAUAUUGGAGUUAAGGUCAGAUAUUAACGAGUAGGUCUCGAAGUAAAAAUUGAGCGAAUGAUCAUGGGGUAAUUAUAGACAUGCAAUUUCCAGUUUAGGCGGACCUACGAGGAGAACGGCGUGCAUAUAUGUUAGAUGUACAAUCAAUUUUUCAAAACCA
Neltuma alba is the source of this 1104-nucleotide messenger RNA. RefSeq names its product transcription factor MYB46-like. The record is from RefSeq and is a predicted model, not a curated record. The transcript has 2 exons. Lineage: Eukaryota; Viridiplantae; Streptophyta; Magnoliopsida; Fabales; Fabaceae. The coding region runs from base 47 to 850 and encodes 267 amino acids.